AUGCCACCACGAUUUCGGCCGCUGUCUUUGCCACAGGUGCCACUGUCCCAGCAACUGACGAGCAACUUGAUUCCCGACCCCGUCACACCAGAUGCCAAAGCGUUGAUCUCGAGUCCCACGUCAUUCCCAUCUCUUCUUCGGCGAUCCCGCAUUGUUCGCGACGGUGCCCACUUUUCGUAUGUGACGCCCUUGCCGCUGCCCUUCCCGUAUGAAUUCCCGCCAUAUGAACAGGGCGAGGAAUCUGAAGGCGUCGAAAGAUUUUUGAGCAGUUAUGAGCCUCCCAACUGCAGGGAAUUUGCGCCUGCUCGCCAGCACCCACCGUACCCCUCAGCCAGAUUGGUUGCGUUCUCGCCACAGGCUCAUGCGGCGUGUGUGCCUCAUCUGAACGUGGGUGACACACACGAGUGGAUCCAGCAAACCUCUGGCAAGAGCGUGUUUAGCUCUGGCCCACUCAUCAGCGCCGAUACGUCGCACCUGUACGGCAGUGGCGAAGAUACGAGUCCCGCCACAGCCAGGCAAGCCCUGAGCGACUGGGCUUCGGGUCGUGCGUUUCAUCUACACGUCGCAGGCUCACUUGAUUCUCAAGAACCAGGGGGUGUUGGUGUCCAAUUUUUGACGCGCGAGGAAGACGAUGUUCGAAACACGCAGAGCGCUCUAUCGCAGCUGUAUACGCGAACAUCGUAUGGGCCAUGGUCGCUUCGCUACGGCGGUCACCAAUUUGGCGAAUGGGCCGGUCAGUUGGGCGAUGGACGCACAGUGUCCCUCGUAGAGACGCUGCACCCUGACUCGGGCCGGCGUAUGGAGAUUCAAAUCAAGGGUGCUGGACGCACGCCAUACUCACGCUUUGCCGAUGGACUCGCUACUCUUAAAAGCUCGACGCGUGAGUUUCUCGUGUCUGAAUACAUGGCCGCCCUAGGUAUUCCUACGAGCUACUCGCUGUGCGUCGUAUCACUCCCCGAUGUACCUGUGUUGCGCGAGACACGCACGACUGCUGCACUGAAUAUGCGCAUCGCCCCAUCGUGGCUCCGCAUCGGCAACUUCCAGCUGCACAGCAUUCGCAACGAAUGGGAAAGUGUGCGUGUUCUUGGUGAAUACGUUGCACGCGAGCUCUACGGAUGGUCAGAUGUGAUCAAGGGCCAAGGCGUAUCAGACGCACCGCGCCCACCCUGGGCACUGCGCCUCGUCAAGGAAGCAGGUGUGCGCAAUGCCAAGACAUUUGCGCUAUGGCAGGUCUAUGGAUUUAUGCAUGGCGUGAUCAAUACAGAUAAUAUUUCUCUCUUGGGCGACACGAUCGAUUAUGGACCGUAUGCGUUUAUGGAUGCUAUCAACGAAGACGAAAUUUGUAAUCACUCUGAUGUGUUUGGCAGGUACUCGUACAAGAUGCAACCGUCUAUGCUCGUGUAUGCGGUGGACAAGUUAUUCGAGGCGUUGGCGCCACUCAUUGGAUUCGAGGAUCUGCAUGAGCGAGCUCUGCGCCCCGGUGAAUUGCUACACUCUUCCGCCAAGGAGCGCCAGGCAUGGGCAGAUCAUGCGGAGUCCUACCUGGAUGAAGUACGCGCACUUGUGCAGACUUCGCUCCUUAAGGCAUGGGCAGAAGCCUGGGCUAAUCGUCUAGGUGUACAGGACAAAGAUGUCGACCGAAUCAAGUACGGAUUGAUUGAUCCCUUCUUCCGUGCCUUUGCUGGUUGGGACCUGUCACGUUCUUUGCGAACGAUGUGCGAUUUCCCCACAUACGGGGGUGAUGUGCAUUCUUUUGCUGAACGGAUUGCGCGAGACGCUGCGACAAAGGCACCCCAUGCAGCAUCCGUGUCAGAUCUGGCAGCAUGGCUUGAGACAUAUCGCGCCAAGCUGACAGACGAGGGACGACCACCAAGCCAUGUGGCCAUGCACAUGAAACGUGCGAAUCCACGCUUUGUUCUGCGCAAUUGGACCACGGACCUUGUGGCCGAGCAGCUUGCUUCUUCCAACGACACCAAACUGCUGGAACGUGUGCGGGCUAUGUGUGCUGCCCCCUUUGAAGCAUAUGAUGCGCCUGACGAUGCAUCGCUGUGUGAGGUGGGAGAGCUUUUACAGUCUAACACGCCAUCAUGUUCUUCCUAA
Malassezia restricta is the source of this 2100-nucleotide messenger RNA. Its product is annotated as YdiU domain protein. The record is from RefSeq and is a predicted model, not a curated record. The transcript has a single exon. Bases 1 to 2100 code for a protein of 699 amino acids. Lineage: Eukaryota; Fungi; Basidiomycota; Malasseziomycetes; Malasseziales; Malasseziaceae.